ACAGUCGAGCGAGACGGUUGUGGAGCCCCAGCCGUGCGCGAGUUCGUCGACUUCACAGGAAAAGUGCUGUUUGAACAAAGAACGUCACUUUUCAGUGUGGAAAGUGCCAAUGCGACACUUCAGCAAUAGUAAAAUGAAUUUUCCAAAUUAAUCCACGACGAUGUUUUCAAAGUGUGUUAGUGGUGCAAGCACCGUGUUCCAACUCCCGAAACUGUUCUUUUUGUUCUCCAUUAGCCAUUUGGUGUCUUCUUCAGCCGUGCCCGAGGACUGGGUAUCCGGAUCCCCGUUUUCGCAUUUCACAACGGACGACAGUAGGGCUGAUACUUUCACAUCGGCUUACUUGAACGUGUCAACAUUUUCUGACAAUGGUUGGCAUUCGGACAAGACAGAGGUGGGCCGCUAUGGGGGUGGCUACGUGGGGCCGGCCUUCGGAGUGCUCAUCCACGUGGCCUCGAAGACCAACCCCGACGACCACACUGGGUGUCAGUUGCCCCUGUACAGCACCAGAUCCGAUCGGAAGUUGCCUCCUCCAGGCGAGCCCUGGAUCGCCUUGAUCAAGAGAGGACGCUGCAACUUUGAAGUGAAGGUCGAGAACGCCUUCAGGAGCAACGCUGCAGGAGUGUUGGUCUACAACGACAGGGACUCCUCCACUUUGGACAAGAUGAAGUUGUCCAGCGAUUCCGGGCGUAAUAUAAGCGCCGUGUUUACCUACAAAUGGAAGGGAGAAGACUUGGCCAGAUUGGCCGAAAAUAAUUCCAAAGUUUACGUUCACAUCACUAUUGCGAGCCAUACCUCCUCGAGGACGGCCAACAUCAAUAGAACAUCUGUUUUAUUCGUCUCCAUCACGUUUAUUGUUUUAAUGAUCAUAUCCUUGGCGUGGUUGGUGUUCUACUACGUUCAGAGAUUUAGAUAUAUCCACGCAAAAGACAGGCUGUCGAGAAGACUGGGAAAUGCAGCAAAAAAAGCGUUAUCCAAAAUUCCAACGAAAAGCAUCAAAUCCGAGGACAAAGAGGUUCAAGGCGACGGGGAAUGUUGCGCUAUUUGCAUUGAACCUUACAAAAUAUGUGAUAUUUUACGCAUACUACCUUGCGGUCAUGAGUUUCAUAAGAGCUGCAUUGAUCCUUGGUUGUUGGAACAUCGAACAUGUCCAAUGUGUAAAAUGGACAUCCUUAAACAUUAUGGAUUUGUGUUUUCCGGUAGUCAAGAAAGCAUCCUACAGAUGGACGUAGAAGAAAUCGUAGUGUUAGACUCGACCGAGAGUCGUUCAACUAGUCCAAGAAGAGGCGGCGGUAUUAGUCCCUUGCCGGAGAUACGGGCCGUUGUCAUCGCUGACCGUCAGCGCCUGUUCGAGAGUUCAGCCGAUGACGAAAGCAGCAGAUCUUCCACUCCCGAUGAAAUGACUCCGAGUUUGUCUCAAGGAAGACAGUACCCCGUCAGACAGGAUCUUUGUGUGAGUUGUAUAGCGGCAAAAGCAGCCGCAGCCUUAUCAAGCAACCAAAGCAAAGAAACGUCGACUUCUGACGAAGAACAAGACUCCAACCAGCCGGUGCUUUCAGUGAACAAUCAUAGUGAUGAUAAAUAAAACAGUUUUCUAUUACGUGGUGCAGCAGUAGUCGAUUAGGACUGCCGAAACUUUGUGAUAUUAUAUUUCUAGUGGUUAAGUUUUUAUUUUGUCCAAUACGAAUAAAGGGUGCUUUCGUCCCAAAUACUAACAAUAAUGUAUCGUUCGCUAAAUUCCCGACGAUAGAAUUGUCAUAUUCUAGUGUAAAUAGAUCUCUCGCGACGAGUUGAUUCCAAUUUUCCAAGAGAUUACAUCCAACUUGGGCUUGGGCAACUCCAUCUGAGAACUCCUACUUUAUUAUCAAGUGAAUAAAUGACGCGUUUCUGAAGGAUAACAAGCUGUUACUUUAAUCGAAAAUAAAUUAGGAGUUUUAUGAUUUUACUGCGCCCAAGCGUGACUUAUAUAUGAAGCAACGUGCUUAAUAUACUACUGCUUAAGUAGUAGCUUCCAAUUCAGAUUAUUUGUUUGUGGAAAACGAAUUUUCUUCUAGAAGCGUUAUAAUUACAAUACAAAUCUUAAAAUGUUGUGCCUUGUAAAUAUCUAACAUUUGUGAUGUACUUGACUCCCCAUACGAUGUGAGCGGUUAUUGUUUUACUUAUCUGUGAUUGUUAACGUUUGUUGGGGUGUCGUGUAUACUUUUUCUGACUUAAUUUCAGUUGUACAAACAGCAUGUACUUCAUCUUAUAAUUUUGCUUGUAAAUAUUAUGCUAAAAUUGAAAUUGACUGAAUUAAACUCUAUAUAUGAA
Molecule: messenger RNA, 2307 nt
Organism: Tribolium madens (black flour beetle)
Lineage: Eukaryota; Metazoa; Arthropoda; Insecta; Coleoptera; Tenebrionidae
Product: protein goliath-like
Exons: 8
Coding region: 161-1582 (473 amino acids)
Source: RefSeq, a predicted model, not a curated record